AAAACUUAAAAAAAAAAAAAAAAAAAACCAAAAAUAAAAAAAUGGGAUAAAAAAACACUAAGCCAAACCAAAAGAGAAACGAUAAACAAAAGGAAAGAAUAAAACAGUAAAUAUUAGAAGAAUAAAAAAACAACAACAUUCAAAUAACAGAUAUUAAUAAUUUCAAUAUUUCCGGUUAGGAAUUAGUAGUAGAGAAAUACGGAAAAAUACAACAAGAAUAUACUCUUUAUAAUGUUCCUUUAGGAAAAGGAGCCUUCGGAGAAGUACGAAAAGCCACCCACAAAAAAACUGGUCUUCAAAGAGCUGUAAAGAUUAUAUCUAAAUUCGAAUGUCCUGCUGAAGAAUAAGCUCGUUUAAUAGAAGAAGUUAAGAUAUUAAAGACUUUAGAUCACCCUAAUAUAAUAAAAGUAUAUGAAUUUUACUAAGACUAAAGAUUUUUAUACAUAGUGACAGAUUUAUGUACUGGAGGUGAAUUAUUUGACAAAAUAAUCGAACUACAACAUUUCGGUGAAAAAGAUGCAGCCGAAACUAUGUAUUAAAUAUUAAAUGCUGUAAAUUAUUUACACAAAAACAAAAUCGUGCACCGAGAUUUAAAACCAGAAAACAUAUUAUAUGACUCUAAAACAAAAGAUUCUAUUAUGAAAAUGGUCGAUUUUGGUACUUCUACAUCAUUUGAUCCGUCUAAAAAAAUGAAUUAAAAACUCGGAACACCUUAUUAUAUUGCUCCUGAAGUUCUCAAUAAAUAAUAUGAUGAAAAAUGUGAUAUAUGGAGUUGUGGAGUUAUUAUGUAUAUUAUAUUAUGUGGUUAUCCACCCUUUAAUGCCUAAAGUGAUGCUGAUAUUAUGAAUAAAGUUAAAAUUGGUAAAUUCUCAUUCCCUGUUGAAGAAUGGAAAUAUAUAAGCAAUGAAGCUAAAUUAUUAAUAUAAAAUAUGUUAUAAUUGGAUCCUUAAAAGAGAGUUUCUGCAGAAUAAGCAUUAUUAGAUCCUUGGAUAUAGAAAUUUAGAAAUAAAAAUGAUGUCGAUGUCCCUAAUUUGAUAAAAUCAUUAAAUAAUAUGCGUACAUUCAGAGCUGGAAAGAAACUCUAAGAAGCCACUUGGAUGUUUAUAGUCAAUUAUUUGGCUUCAAAAGAAGAAAAAACUGAACUUUUAAAAACUUUCCAACAACUAGACACAAAUGGAGAUGGCAAAUUAUCAAAAUAAGAAUUAAUAGAUGGUUAUGCGAAAAUAUUACCGCCAGAAACUGCCGAAAAAGAGGUUGAAAAGAUCAUGAAAAUAAUCGAUAAAAACGCAAAUGGGGACAUUGAUUAUUCAGAAUGGGUAGCCGCGACAAUUUCAAGAGAAUAAUUAUUAUCUAAAUAAAGAUUAGAGAUUACUUUUUCACUUUUUGAUAAAGACGGAAGUGGAAGUCUACAAAUAGACGAAUUAAAAGAAAUUUUCGGAGGAAAUAAGAUCAUUUCGGAAGAAGUUUGGAAAGAAGUAAUUUAAGAAGUAGAUAAAAAUGGUGAUGGGGAAAUUUCUUAUAUUGAAUUUAAAGAAAUGAUGCUUAAAUUAGUAGACAUGGAAGACAAUAUUGAUAAUAAUUGAUUAUUUUUAUUUAUUUUUUCAUAUUAUUUUUUUUUAUUAGAACUAAAAUUUAUAACCUACUUAGUUUUUCUAUAUCAUAUUAUCAAAUAAUAUUCC
Molecule: messenger RNA, 1679 nt
Organism: Ichthyophthirius multifiliis
Lineage: Eukaryota; Ciliophora; Oligohymenophorea; Hymenostomatida
Product: protein kinase domain protein
Exons: 3
Biological process (GO): protein autophosphorylation; peptidyl-serine phosphorylation; intracellular signal transduction
Cellular component (GO): cytoplasm; nucleus
Molecular function (GO): calcium-dependent protein serine/threonine kinase activity; ATP binding; calmodulin binding
Source: RefSeq, a predicted model, not a curated record